AUGCGAGCAGCUGUUAAUGCAGUUCUUAAUGGUGGUACAGUUUAUCGUGUAUCUAAAGAGAGGGGAAUCAAUUCAAUGACACUUAAGAGAUAUGCAAGGAAAUGUCAACUAAAUCCAUAUACAGUCUGCAAAUCUAACUUCAUUACCAUGCAAAUCUUUACCAACGAAGAAGAAACAUCUUUAUCAGAUUAUCUUUUAAGGGCCUCAAAACUUCACUAUGGAUUGUCAACCAAAACAACACGAAAACUUGCCUAUGAAUUUGCAAUGACUCUUUCUAAGCGGAUUCCUAAAUCAUGGAAAAGUUUACAAAUUGCUGGGAAACAGUGGCUUCAUGGUUUUAUGUUACGUAGGAAUGAGUUAUCUUUACAAAAUCCAGAAGCUACUAGUAUGGACCGAGCAACUGCUUUUAAUUGUUAUACAGUCGGAGAAUUUUUCACCAAUCUAAAAGAUGUACGUCUACGACACAAGUUUCAGCCGCAAAACAUAUAUAAUAUUGAUGAGACAGGUCUCACAACUGUUCAAAAACCAGUUAAAGUAAUUGCUAAAAAAGGAGAUAAACAAGUUGGAAGGAUAACUUCAGCAGAAAGAGGGACAUUAUUAACGGUUUGUUGUGCAGUUAAUGCAAUAGGAAACUCAAUCCCUCCAUUUUUUAUUUUUCCAAGAGUUCAUUUCAAAGGAAGUAUGAUAAAUGGUGGUCCACCUGGAUGUGUUAGAGUUGCAAACCCAUCUGGUUGGAUGAAUGUUGCAACCUUUUUAGAGUGGAUGAAACAUUUUAUUCGAAAUGUGAAAUGUUCACCAGCUAAUCCAGUGCUUUUACUUCUUCACAACCACAAGAGCCAUGUUUCAAUUGUGUGUUUAAAUUUAGUUAAAAAAAAAUGGCAUAACUAUGCCGUCCUUUCCACCACAUUGUAG
Hydra vulgaris (swiftwater hydra) is the source of this 912-nucleotide messenger RNA. The record is from RefSeq and is a predicted model, not a curated record. NCBI's taxonomy places the organism in Eukaryota, Metazoa, Cnidaria, Hydrozoa, Anthoathecata, Hydridae.